Aspergillus puulaauensis is the source of this 1638-nucleotide messenger RNA. RefSeq names its product amidohydrolase. Bases 1 to 1638 code for a protein of 545 amino acids. The record is from RefSeq and is a predicted model, not a curated record. The transcript has 2 exons. Gene Ontology annotation, molecular function: hydrolase activity, acting on carbon-nitrogen (but not peptide) bonds. NCBI's taxonomy places the organism in Eukaryota, Fungi, Ascomycota, Eurotiomycetes, Eurotiales, Aspergillaceae.
AUGAGCCGAGCAGCAGCCUAUGUACACGGCCACGUGUACACCGUGGACGAGAAGCAGCCAUGGGCUGAGGCAUUCAUUGUAUCCGCAUCAGGCCACUUCGAAGCAGUUGGAACAAAUAACGAGGUUCUAGAUCUGGCCAAGGAACAGAGUCUGUCCAUCCAUGACUUGAAUGGUGUCUUCGUGAUGCCCGGGAUCCACGACGCACAUACCCACCUCCUACUAGCCUCGAUGCAGAAGCUCAAUGAAAUUGAUAUCGGAUCAGAGAGUACAGCCGCCACCAUUGCGGCGAAUAUCAAAAAAGGACAGUCUGCUUGUGUCUGUGCCCAAAGCCACGUUCGGGGAGACUGGCUCAUUGCAAACUUCUACGCUGGAGAGAACUUCCCGGACGGGAAGAUGGACCGCAAGUACCUGGAUGAUGCGUUCCCGGACCGACCAUUACUCAUUCGUGAUAUAUCGUGCCACAAUGUUGUCCUGAAUAGUGCCGGCCUGGGGAGAGCUGGCUACGAUGCUCAGGAUAAAGAGGACCCUCCAGGCGGGAAGUACGUACGCCGACCAAACGGGAGUCUGACAGGGGAGUUGGUAGAAGCAGCCACAGCCCAGGCUUGGACUAGGCUCCCUCAACCACCAGUCUCGUUCGUAAAGGAAGCCAUCCUGUACGGGAUACGCAUGUCUCAUAGAUUUGGAAUCACUUCGGUGCAAGAGGCGUCCGCAAACACAGUCUAUCUACAUGUCUUGCGCGAGUUGGAGCAGGAAAACCAACUCCGGAUGCAGAUUUUCCCUCAUAUUGUUCAUGCGCCGGAGACAUUUGCUGCUGAAGGCCAAGAGACAUUGCACCGGUUAAUUGACGUUGCUGAGGAAUUUUCUAGCGAGCAUGUUGACGCUCGGUUCGUCAAGUUCUGGAUGGACGGUGCUCCGAUACCACCCCAUUUUACACACUGUGAUUUGGGCCCUGAUGGUUCCCCUGACGAGGAUAAGUUACUGGUGGGUUUCGAUACAUUGCUAAGUGCCUUGACGCAGCACGAUUCAAGAGGCAUGACCUGUAAGAUUCAUUGUGCCGGGGAAGGUUCUGUCAGGCGAGCACUGGACGUACUGCAGAUAGUCCGGCAAUCGAAUCCUACAGGCCCGCGUCAUGAACUGGCACACUGUAACGCGAUUCAAAGAGAUGAUAUUCCCCGAAUGGCAAAACUCCGAAUCACAGCCGAGAUGUCACCAGCAAUAUUCCACGAUACAAGCCUGACAGCGCACUUUCCACAUAUCUUCCAAUGGCCGUUCAAGGAGCUGAACGACGCAGGAGUUCAUGUUACUGUGGGUUCUGACUGGAUCCUGCCUCCAACACCGGACAUCUUCCCUGCAUUGGCAGCAAUCGUGGAAAGAUUUGGUCCGGAGCCAGGCAAAACAGCAAAGGAAGUUGGGGGAGAGAGGAUCUGUCGCAUAAUCACGCUUUCUGGUGCGGAGGCAGUAGACAAGGCAAUGGAGAUGGGCAGCAUUCGAGUUGGCAAACAGGCGAAUUUUAUAGCCGUUGAUCGAGACUUGAGCCGCGGUGAAUUUGCCGACGCGAAAGUGCUGAAAACGUGGUUCCAGGGAGAGGUUGUCUGGGAGGAUGAAUUGUCUGAUCUUGUUCUGGCAGCUUUACCUUGA